AUGCCAAAGAUCACAAACCAAUAUGCGCUGGCGGCGCUCGCCUGCACGGGCGGUAUUCUGUUCGGCUUCGACAUCUCGUCCAUGUCGCUCAUUCUCGGGCUGAACAGCUGGAACAGCUUCUUCGGCAACAUCACCGAGAAUGGAGUCACCAGGGUCGACGCCAACUUGCAAGCCGGUAUUACCGCCUCGAUGCCCGCCGGCUCGGCGCUCGGCGCCAUCAUCUCGGGCCUGUUCUCCGACCGUUUUGGUCGCAAGGGCGCCAUCAUGGCUGCCUGCUGCUUCUGGCUCAUUGGCUCGAUCCUCUGCGCCGCUUCCCAGGCGGUUGCAAUGCUGAUUGUCGGACGUAUCAUCAACGGCAUCUGCGUCGGUAUUGCAUCUGCUCAAGUGCCCGUUUACCUCUCCGAGCUCGCCCAGCCCAAGAUUCGCGGGCGUCUCGUCGGCUUCCAGCAGUGGGCCAUCACUUGGGGUAUCUGCAUCUUUUACUACGUUUCCUACGGCUGCAGCUUUAUCGGCGGGUCCGCCAGCCUUAACACGGCUCAAUUCCGUGUUCCCUGGGCGCUGCAGACGAUCCCCGCCCUCGGUCUCAUGGCCCUAUUGCCCUUCAUGCCUGAGUCGCCCCGUUACCUCGCCUCCAAGAACCGCUGGGAUGAGGCCCUGGAGGUACUUGCCGACGUCCACGCCAAGGGCAACAAGGAGAACGCUCUUGUCCUUGCCGAGUUUAAGGAGAUCCAGACCAACAUUGAGGAGGAGAACAGCUCUAGCUGGGCCGAACUCUUCAGCGGCCGCUACCUCAACCGCACCCACAUCGUUGUCUUCACCCAGAUCUGGGCCCAGCUGACUGGUAUGAACGUCAUGAUGUACUACAUCUCCUACGUCAUGGAGAUGGCAGGGUACACAGGAAACAUUGGCCUCAUCUCCUCGUCCAUCCAGUACGUCAUCAACGUCCUCAUGACGGUCCCCGCGUUGAUCUUCCUCGACAAAUGGGGCCGUCGCCCGACCCUGAUGAUCGGCUCGAUCCUCAUGGCCACGUUCCUCUAUAUCAACGCCGCCAUCCUCGCCACCAAGGGCCACGGCCUCAACUCGGGCUUCAACGGCAACGAUGCCGUCAGGUGGAUCAUCAACGAGGACGCGCACUCCGCCGGUGUGGCGCUCAUCGCAAUGACGUACCUCUUCGUCGCCUCGUUCGCCUCGACCUGGGGCCCCGUCUCAUGGGUUUACCCGCCGGAGCUGUUCCCCAACAGGCUCCGCGCCAAGUCCAACUCGGUCUCCACGCUAGGCAACUGGCUCUUCAAUUUUGCACUCGCCUACUUCGUCCCGCCCUCAUUCAAGAACAUCCAGUGGAAGACAUAUAUUGUCUUUGCCGUCUUCUGCACUGUCAUGACCGUCCAUGUCUUCCUCGCUUUCCCCGAGACCAAGAACCUCAGUCUGGAGGAGGUCGAGGAGGUGUUCGCUGCCAAGCUGCCGGCCUGGAAGACGCGCGCUGCCACCAAGAACAACCGCCUUGCCUCGCUCGCAGACAAGAUCGAGCGCGGCGAGGACCAUGGCCAGGCCACCAAGGGGAACCUCGGAUACACUGAGGCACCCUUGACUGCCGUGGAUAGCCCAGAACUUGAGGACAAGAAGGAGACCGCCUGA
Tilletiaria anomala UBC 951 is the source of this 1635-nucleotide messenger RNA. Its product is annotated as putative high-affinity glucose transporter. Gene Ontology annotation, molecular function: carbohydrate:proton symporter activity. Bases 1 to 1635 code for a protein of 544 amino acids. The record is from RefSeq and is a predicted model, not a curated record. Gene Ontology annotation, biological process: transmembrane transport; carbohydrate transport. The transcript has 2 exons. NCBI's taxonomy places the organism in Eukaryota, Fungi, Basidiomycota, Exobasidiomycetes, Georgefischeriales, Tilletiariaceae. Gene Ontology annotation, cellular component: membrane.